UUUUUCUACGUUUCAAACAGUUGAAAUUAAAGGAUCAUGAUCAUAGAUUUAAGAUAUAGGGGGAUUUUAAUAUAGUACAAAGGUAAUAUAUCGGAGAAAGUUAUUAUCAAAAAGUUAUUAGUUUCUUGUUAAGAGAAUGUUAGGUGACACUUAUGUAUGAUAGGGAGAACGAAAUAUAAACCAUGAAUUUUCGCAAUAGAAAAUUCAGUGAAUUUUCAGAAUCUUUGAAUAAAAGGUCGAAAGAGAAAGGACGAAGCAAGUCAGAUGCACUUCCGCAUAAAAGAAAAGUUUCAUUUAAAGAAGAUUUGUUUAUUAGAAAUAGUUAUGAUGGACAUUUAUUUGAGAAGCACCGAGAAUGUAUCUCUAGACGACUGAGCCUAAAUAUACAGAAACAGAAUAUAUCAGAAUUAAGACUUCCGUCAAUCGUCAAUAACGUAGUCAACCGUCGUCUGAGUUUGAAUGUUCAACAGCCUAUACCGGAAGUGAUUUUUCCAGCUAUAAAUGCGUACAAUUUCGACCAAAGAACGCUAUUUAAAACAAAAUCAACGCAGAAUUUUUCGUCUAUGACCGGGAAGAAAGCACAGGGACAAUUAAAUAGAAAAGGCGGGAAACGGAUGCGACGCAUUCUUUCUCUUGAUAAUUUCUUUCCACCACAAUUCAAGAACAGGAUACUGUCGAGAUACCGAUUCAGACGUGCUGUUAAGACGGUACUGAUACUUCUAAGAGUAAUAAGAACAAAUGAAAACACGUCAAGAAAUGAAGUUUUGUCUUGGGCUCAUCAUGAUGAAUUAACAACAAAAAGAAUAUAUGGCCUCCAUGGUCUCAGCUUUGAUCCUGGUGAUUAUGCAUGCAGAAAGGAGGAACGGCUUAGUAAUGAAGCAAUAACUAUACUCAGUAUGAACCCUGAGGAAAGGACAGAUGAACAAUGCAAGCUCGCUUUAUUGGCUUUAAACCAUACAGUUAAAGCCUUUGGAGAGUUCCCGAAAGCUAUGCAGAAGUCUCUGGUCCGAGUUGGCUGGUACAAGAAAUAUGAAGACAAGAGAGUCAUUAUUCGACAGGGGCAUGUUGCAGAUAAUUUUUACUUCAUUUUAUCAGGAAACGCGAUUGUGACUUUAAUGGAAACAGAUGAGGAAACAGAAGACGAAGUAGUAAGAACCAAGGCUGUGCUGAAGAAAGGAAACAGUUUUGGGGAAUUGGCAUUAAUGCAUGGUUCAAGAAGAACUGCGACUGUGACGUGUAAGAGUGAAGUGGAACUUUUAGCAGUAUGGCGGGAAGAUUUCGUUGACAUAUUUAUGCCCCAUACAUAUGAAAAGGAACCAGAGCAUAUCAAGUUUUUGAGGACUGUGACCUCGCUGAGUGGUUGGCCUAUUCACAAGUUACCGUACCACGAUCCGAAAAUCUGCUGCUUUACCUACUUUAGACGAGGCGUAUUACUUUGUCGGAACAGUAACACAUCCGAAUGUAUUUACAUUAUCAAGUCAGGAAGUUGUCGAGUCCUUACAGAGCUACAUGAUACAAAGCCAUUACCUAAGCUACACUUGGAAAAGGUCAAAGUUCCACGUUUAGAUAGUGUAAAAACUCUUUCAAAACAAGUCAAACCAAUAUAUUACAAAAAGAAGUCAAACAGAUGCUCAUCGGAGAAUAUAGUCAAGAUAUUACGAGGGCCUUUAUGCGUGGAUAAGGCAAAUAUAGAUGAACACAAAAGAUAUCUUGAUGCGAUUUAUGAACUGCAUAAACAUAAGCUUAAUAAUGGAAGUAGACAUAGAAAGAAUCUGAAUCAUCACAAAAAUGAGAGUGCAUGCAGUUCUGCUUCUGAUCGAUACACAAGUGUUUUUGUUCAUAUACAGACUUUAGGACCAAGGGAUGUAUAUGGUUUAGAACAUAUAGCUUUUGGAAAGUUUGCAAACACCACAAGCACAACAUUGGUAUCUGAUGGAGCGGAGUGUAUACUUAUAAGCAAGAAAUUUUUAAUGCAACAUCUCACUGACGAUGAAGUGAAAAAACUUCGAAACAACAUACAACCACUACCUUCGGAAGAGCAUCUUCAACAGAAACUACAGGACACUACAAACUGGUUGGCCUAUAAAACACUGACAAUAAAUAAUCAAGUGUUUAACAACAAAAUACGAAAUGACUGUUUAGUUUGAUCAUAUUUUAACAUUUCUGACCAUAAUAAUCAAUUAAGCUGAAAAGAGAUGAGCACAUAUAUUCAAUUGCGUUAAUAAAUGAAACUGACAUAAAUAACCAGUCCAAUUCUUAUUUAUUCUCAAUUAACUUUAAGCAACAAAAAAUCUUACAUUUGUAUUUACAAAUUUACCAAAUUUUCAAAGUUCAUGGUCGACAUGUCACAAGCUGUGACCUUGAUAGUGUCCACACUAUAUUGUUAGUAUAUUUGAAGAUAAAUUUACAAUUUUCUUUUGCAAUAAUUCAAACUUGCAAUGAAGUUGAUGUAUGUAACUCUUAUCGAAAAUGUAUUCUAGAUCAUGUGUACUUUAUAAUGCUUUUCUUACAAAAGGUUGCUGCUAACGACGAAGUCAUGAAAACAAGAAUACGAAAUAAUCUAGGUGAAGUCAACCCUUUGACAUUUCUAUUGACGCUAUCAUGAUUUUGGUCGCCCGGCAUGGAAAUGUUUUCUUAUAUAUAUAUAUACCAAUAUUUAAGCAAUUUUUUGUCGUCCUUUUGCUGUAUUUGUUGUGGCUCAUAUUUUUCAUCUUGAUGUAUCGGGGGUAUUUCAAAUAUCUAUUUUCAUUAAAAAUGUCAAAAUUCAGUAAACAUGAGUUAUGUAUAAGUGAGAGGUUUAGAGUUAGAAGAUAUAAACAUGAUAGAAUGUAACUUUGUAAAGAUACACUUACCAGUCUGAUAUUAUAAGUCACCCUUAUAUUGAUGAAUUGAAAAAAAAGAGAUUACGAGAGUGUCAGUAGUUAAGAAGUUUA
Molecule: messenger RNA, 2933 nt
Organism: Mytilus trossulus (common blue mussel)
Lineage: Eukaryota; Metazoa; Mollusca; Bivalvia; Mytilida; Mytilidae
Product: cyclic nucleotide-binding domain-containing protein 2-like
Exons: 12
Coding region: 183-2147 (654 amino acids)
Source: RefSeq, a predicted model, not a curated record